Molecule: messenger RNA, 2730 nt
Organism: Chelmon rostratus (copperband butterflyfish)
Lineage: Eukaryota; Metazoa; Chordata; Actinopteri; Chaetodontiformes; Chaetodontidae
Gene: card19
Product: caspase recruitment domain family, member 19
Exons: 6
Coding region: 43-585 (180 amino acids)
Cellular component (GO): mitochondrion
Source: RefSeq, a predicted model, not a curated record
CGUAGAAGGCGUGUCCAAACAAAGGACAGAGGGGACUCCAGAAUGGGAGACAGUUUUCAUGAGCAGCUGAUCGAGGAUAGCGACUUCCUCAAAGGUGACCGGAGGCUGGACACGGAGCUGGUGGACAAGCUCAUCCUGCAGCUCAACAGAAUAUACCCGCAGAUCCUCUCAGACAAGGAGGCCACCAAAUUCCGAAACUUGGAUGUGCCCACAAGUGUUCGAGUGGGUGAGCUGCUGGCACACCUGCAGGGGAAAGGAGAGGAAGCAUGCAGGGAGUUUUACAGAGCUCUCCACUUGCAUGUAGAGGAGGUAUACUACAGCUUGCCCACACGGCUCCGCCUCAGAGAUAUCUUAGAUCCACUUAAGUAUCCUGGUGUCUACAAUCAGAAGUAUGUUCUGAACGACAGAGGUCCCUUCUUCUUUCUGGGCUGUUUCAGCGUCGCAGUGGGAAUAGCUUUACUCUACUACUACAGUGAGGCUAAAUUGACGGGAGGUAGCCGGGCCCUUGGGAUGGCUGCUCUGGGUUUGAAAAGAAAAGCUCAGGAGGUCCUCAUAUGGUACACCGAAGAAAGCCUUAUGAAGUAAAGGGUGACUAAGUCUCGCAUUGACAGAUCUCCACAGCAACAUGUUAGUGCUGGAGAAUGGGGUGACCCACUCACACUACGUGCUUCAGCAAUACUGCUUUUAUGAAUGCUACUUGUACCAAAGCACAAUCUAAUAUAUCUUUUCAAGAGUUGAAUGCUAAUUUUGUACACAGUUGUACAGUAUAUAAUAUUUUGCUUGCCAUCUUAAAUGAGAAAUAUGGGGCAAAUUCAGAGCCGCGCUUGGCACUGUCCCUUGUAUGUUGUUGUAACUAUUUAAAUGGAUUGAAGGGAUCGAAUACACUCAAGGGAUGAUCGCAGUGAAACCAAAAAAUCGCUGAUUAAGUAGAAAAUCAAGUCGAUCUUGCUGAAAUAAAAUGUGGCAUAAAGCACCUUUUAGAAAACCCAAUCAAAGAAACAAUACAUUAGUGACAAAAUAAGGCAUUUUCUAUGAUGAAAAAUUAACACUUGGAUGUCCAUUCUUAACUAUACAGAAUCAGCUUUCAUUUUUUAUCACUUCAAAAAGAAUAGUUUAAUUCAUCAGUACGUUUGCAGCCAUAUAAUAAUUAUGUUCUAAUACACAAAGCAUCUCCAUGUAAUUCUUUGCGGUGUGCUGAGCCAUAUAUAUCUGUUUGGUUAGUAAAGAAUUACGUUUUAACGUUUUUCUGCUCUGAUACCACUGAUGUCAAGCACACUGAGAUACACUUCAAUGUACCUCCCAAACUGAAUGAGGCCAAGCUCUUGGUAGAACAUAAGCGCCCUCUUGUGGUCAAAAGUGAGAAAAACAUCACUAAAUGUAGUCUGGCAUGUGUUGGUUUCAUAAGAGCUUCCUGAAAUUCUGUAACUCACACUGAGACAAAAAAUAGAGAAAUUAUUUCAUGUGAUCAACCAGAAUUAAUGCGGAUCCUUUCCGUAUGAUAAUAUUUGGAACGACUUCAUUGUGAGCGUAGCAAUCACGUAACUGCGUGUGCCAAUGAUAUCCCGCUCUACCAGCGCAGUGCAUUAUGGGUACCGUUACGACUGAACCAAAAUAUACGAACGUCGAAUUAAUAAUCUUAAUAAUGAUGAGUAAACGUUGAUCAGUCGCUUUUAAACGAAUCAGACAAAGUUUGUAUUUGCAACAGGAAUCGAGCGUAUAGCACGGAAAUCGCACCGUAAGUGAAAAGAAGUCGAGUUAUUCUGUGUAUAUAAAGUGACGUUGCAGUUUCAGUACAUUGUGUUGUAUGAAAGGAGAGAAGGUUAGCACUCCCCUUGACAAGGAUGGAAUAGGCCCUUGUGGCCUUCAACACACAUACGGUUAAGGCAUUGCCACCUACUUCGUGGCAUCUCUAACCAUGUUUUUUCAUGUGUUACAUUUUGACGUUCUGCAAAUGGUGCCUUACUCUCUCACUCUCUUCACUGCGUAUUUUCUUCUCUCAAACCCGUCUCCUGUUCUCACCACGCACUUGAAGACCGGAAGUGUGCCCGACUAUUUUCACAUGACUUUGUUUCCGCUGGGUGGGGCUGGAUGGAAAAUUUUACGUUUCCUGUUGGUCUGUAGCAUGUUUCUCUCUCUGCUGUCUGUCCCACAGAAGUAGUCAACUAGUUUCUAACAGUAAAAGUACAUUUAAAUGUUUAGCUGUUUCACCCCCCAGCUAUUGCUAGAUUUUAUAUCCUAUAGUGUGGAUGUUUUUGUUCUUACUGUGCCUUUUCAAAGACUGUAUAUUGAUAAGUUCCUUACUGAUAAGUCUAUUUUAGAAACAAAGUCUGACAGUAAAUGAAUUCACCCCCACAUAACAGACUGAUGAAAUGUUAAACUAUUUCAUUAAAAUGUAUAACAACAUAACAGUAGUUAUGAUGGUGCUUUGCUAAACUAUUUCUUUGUGGUAAGGUAUCAGAAGCCAAUAGCAGAAACACCUGCAAGCAUUUAUUACACCUGCAUGGCUUUGUUGUUUUUUCUUGUACUCAACUAUUUUGUUAUAUUGUUCUAAAAGGAAAUAAUGAUGUUUAAUUUCUGAUGGUUGUCAGUUAAAUGUCAUGUUCUGUGUGCACUGUGUUGCAUAAAAAUGCCUUAAAUUUGUAAGUGCCAGAAUUUGUAAAAUUGAGAGUUUUCAUCUUUGUACAAUUAAAAAUAAAAACCACAAUGACAAUAAACAGGACAAUAAACACA